Messenger RNA from Drosophila gunungcola (fruit fly), 1745 nucleotides. Its product is annotated as probable serine hydrolase. The coding region runs from base 429 to 1442 and encodes 337 amino acids. The record is from RefSeq and is a predicted model, not a curated record. The transcript has 2 exons. Lineage: Eukaryota; Metazoa; Arthropoda; Insecta; Diptera; Drosophilidae.
UGGAAUGCACGUGCUGUUUUAAUAAAAAUCAAAAACGAAUAAAAACUUUAACAUUUAUUUAAGAUAAGCAUACAAUACACAUAUUUAACUGUGCAAUUUUAUAAAAGGCUUAUUUAAAUUCAUAAACAAAUUCUAGAUGAUAAAAAUGUUACCUCGCUCUCUUAAUGUUUAGUUGUCAUAAGCUUUUACUAUUUGAAUCGCCGCUCUUACUUCGCUCUUUUUUUUAACUCCGUAAUAUAACGAUCUCUCUUUUUUGAUUCGAGUAGGUUAUUAAUGAAAAGAAUAUGAGGAUAAUGAAAUAGUUCUUGCAUAGAAGUGAAUGCGUUGGGUCGUAUUAAUUGCAUAGGCUAACACGUAUAUUUUGCAAUAUCACACAAGAUAACAACAUCUGUGCUAAAAAAAUUAUAACUGAAUCGAGGUUGAAAGAAAUGGGAAAAUUAUCGCUGAGUGAUUACGAGGCGGUGAAGAUUCCUGUGCCUUGGGGCUACAUUUCGGGUCGUUGGUAUGGCAAUCGAAAGGAGCGACCUAUACUGGCCAUCCACGGAUGGUUGGACAACCUGGGCACCUUUGACCGACUAAUUCCUCUGCUUCCCGACUACAUUGGAGUACUCUGCAUCGAUUUGCCAGGACAUGGAAGAUCAUCGCACCUUCAACCGGGAAUGUACUACAGUGUCUACGAUUAUGUGUUUAUCAUUCCGCGUGUGAUGAAGGAGUACGGAUGGUCAAAGGUCUCCCUGAUAGGUCACUCAUUGGGCGGUGUCCUCUGCUUCAUUUACACCUCGUUGGCUCCUCACACAGUGGAUAUGGUCGUCUCGCUGGACAUAUUGCUGCCAUUGAGAAAUGAUAUAGAGUAUAUGGAACUGAGCGUUGAGAAGCAACUGCUGGAUGUUGACAGGCAGAAGCUGGGAAACUAUACUGAGCCACCGUCUUACACUCUGCCUCAGUUGGAAAAAGUCAUGGCGUUGGGAACCUUCAAUUCCAUUUCCCCAGAUCUGGCUAAGCAUAUGUUGCACCGCCAGUUGAUCAAAUCGAACCUAUAUCCCGAAAGAUUCUACUUCUCCAGGGAUAUUCGUGUUAAAUACUACCACCUCAUAGAUAUCGAUGAUGGCCUAGGAGCAGAAAUGGCAAGACGGAUUUACAAGAAACCAUUUCUUAUUAUAAAAGGCUCAAGGUCACCAUAUUUGCCACCUCGCAAUAACGAGGCCAUUUCCAUUUUGGCAAAGGAUAACCCACACUUUGAGUUCUACGAAGUGGAGGGCGGAACCCAUCAUCUUCAUCUUCAUGCCGCCGAGGAGGUCGCCAGUUACCUAGUGCCCUUCAUCCAGCAUCAUCGACCUCCUGCCUUGAAUUCCUGGACGAUCACAGGAAACGGGAAAAGUAUAAGCUCAAAGAAAAAGAAAGGAUUCUUAGCAUGGACCAAGAAAAAACCCAGCAAGUUGUGAAACAUGUAAAGUACAAAAUUUAAUCGCUAAUGGUUUAAUCUUUUCGACAUUACUUGUAAAUAUGGCAAGUAAAUCUAUUUUCUUUCAUAUUGCUAAAUAAAACAAUUUCAAAACAUUUAUUUGUUAUGUAAGCACAGUUGUUUAUUAAUUUAAGUUUAAUUUUAAUUUUUAACGGUUGUUGAAGUAUAAUUUUUCUAGUAAAUAAUGUCUAUAAUUGUGUGUCAUAUUCAUGUUUACUUAAAGAACCAUAACAAAAUGUAGUUUUGUAAAUAUUUUAUUUUAAUUGUAAGGCUAGUUAUAAGA